Messenger RNA from Tachyglossus aculeatus (Australian echidna), 4424 nucleotides. It is a transcript of the gene EVC2, whose product is annotated as EvC ciliary complex subunit 2. The transcript has 22 exons. Gene Ontology annotation, cellular component: plasma membrane protein complex; ciliary membrane. Bases 1 to 4053 code for a protein of 1350 amino acids. NCBI's taxonomy places the organism in Eukaryota, Metazoa, Chordata, Mammalia, Monotremata, Tachyglossidae. The record is from RefSeq and is a predicted model, not a curated record. Gene Ontology annotation, biological process: smoothened signaling pathway.
AUGGGCCGGGCCGGCGGGGAAGGGGGGAAGGGGCGGCCGGGGGCGUCCUCCCCGCUCCUCCUGGGGGUCACCUUCCUUUUGCAGUUGGCAGCGGGGAGCCGGCUGUGUCUCCCGGACCGAGGGUACCAACCCCAGGCCGUCGCCUCCUCCUACAGGGAGCCUUCCGGGAUUGCCCCGGCCCUGGUGAGGCUGGUGGGUGGGCAGGGACUGCCCCACGACGAGGAGGACAGGGAGGAGGAGGAGGAGGAGGAGGAAGAAGAGGAGGCCGGUCCUCGGACGGCCCUUGCUCAGGACUUUUUGCUUAAAAAGGAUGCCGAUGAAGCCAGCUGCCGCUCCAGUACAGCAGGAAUCCGCCACAGAACCAAAGACCGCAAUCUCCUGUUGACGUCUGCAGCCUCAAAUAAUCAGUGGAGCUCUUCGCUGUUUUCUCUGAUGCCCUCGUGGACGCAGAAGAUUUUAUAUAAACGAGAAUCUUCCAUUACACACCCACUGCAUGAAGAUCCUUCAAGACCUUCAGUGACUUCUGAAUUUGGAAUAACUUUUCAGAAAUGUGCUAUGGUAUCCAGUCAGAGGGAUCCCCAGGCGGCCAGUGUAAGGCUUCUCAUUAACAACACCAACACGCCUCGGGCGUCCAAUCUCUCCGAUCUCGUCCUGCUGGAUAAUAUCACCGGCCUCGUGGUUCAAGGAUCUACAGGAAAUCGGACUUCGGACGGAUUGCAAGUGUUCAGGAAAAUGUUUCUCCCAGUGGGAGAUUAUUAUGCUGUUAACUAUAUCGCCUUCAUUAAUGCAAAAGAAGUGAAGAGCAACGGAAUCCUGACUCUCCCUGCCCAGCUCACCUUUAACAGUUCGUCUCUGAACAAAACGGUAUUGAAGGCCUUCUUCAGCAUAACGGGACAAGACAAGACAAAGGUUGCAUUGAACCCGGGACUCCAUGCAGCAGGAUUCUUCAUUGGCUUUAUUGUUUCCCUUGUGGUCACAUCUAUUGUUUUUUUAUGUAUUUAUCACUACCAGGGCUUCAGAUGGAGCAUCCUUAAUAACGAUUGGGCUCAACAGAGCAUCCCUCAGGCAAACUUCCUGGAAUACUCGCAUUUCACGUUCGCUGAUGCCCUCCAUGAAAAAUUCCCCAGCGAUGACCGGAUCCUUGAAAUCCUUGCUUUUGAUGAGGCAGAUAACAUGCUCCAAGCCUUGAAAGACUUGGAGAUGGCCGACCUGAAUCGGGCGGAUGCUGAGCUGGAAGCCUAUCGCGAGCAGAUCUGCAAAGAUGUCAUCGCACUCUCGUUGAAGGCCAUGGUGGCCAGCGACCACCUCACUCCCCUCCUGGAGAAGACGAUGAGUUCGGCCUUCAGAAGUCUGUUCGCCGGGCUGGACGGCGAAGUUCGGGAAGAGUACAAGAGGAAAGUGGUGGCGUUAACCGCCGAGUGUGACCUCGAGACGAGGAAGAAAACGGAAGCCCAGGCCCGGAGAGAGGCGGCUGACCGGGAAGAGGCGGAAGAAUUGCUGAAUCGCGUCAAUGAGAAGUCUGCUAGCGAAUACAGAAGUCUUUUGGAUAAUCUUCACAGAUUGGAGCGGGAGCAAACGCAAAGGUCCCUCUGGGUGAAGCGGGAGGAAGACUUCGCCAAAGCUUACAGACAGCUGGCUAUUUUCCAGCGAAAUGAGAUACACAAGAUCUUUUUCACACAGAUAAAAAGUGUUCUUUUGAAGGGGGAACUGAAGUUAGAAGCAGCUAAAACAUUACUUCUGGAUUACUCUAAACGACAGGCUGAGAUAGAAGAAUUAAUGGAUUAUCUGCAGGCUAAUAAGAAGUAUCACCUGAGUCAAAGAUUUGCCUCCAGGGAAUGCCUUAUAGGGAAUAUCCGGAUAUCGGAAUCCCGCGCUCAGGGGUUCCUGAACACAGCUGCAACUCAGCUAAUCGGCCUCGUCAAUAAAACUGAAAGAGCUGGGUACUUGGAUGAAAACCAGAUGAGAAUUCUGUUGGAUCGAGCUCAAGCUGAAGUUCUUUCAGUUCGACACAAGUUGGAAAAUGAUUUAAAACAUGAGAAGAAAAAGCUUCAUCAAAAAUUAAUGAUCAGGAGAAGACAAGAAAUAUUACUCAAGCGAAAGGAGCACCAGAAGGAGCAGCUUUCUCUGGGCGAGGCGACGAGGACGUCUAAGGAGGUGGGUCCUUACCUUCGCCGGUGGCAGGAGCUGCUCCGCGAUUCCGAGGCAGCGUCGGAGGGGUCGAUGGACAGGCUGGACGCCACCGCCGCCGAGGAGCUGAAGGGGCUGAGGGACAACCUGACCCAGAAGGCCGUCGAAGACCUGGGGCGCGUCCGGCACGGGGCCUUGGCCCAGGAGCUGUGGAAGCUGGACGUGCCGCGCCUUUUUGUGCAGCGGCUCCUGGAGGAGCAGGACAGGGAGCUGGCCCUUCGCGCCGAGCAGCUCCAACAGGCCGAGCGGGACGCCGGCCGGGACGCGCGGGAAUCGCUCCGGAAAACCGGGCAGAAGCUGAAGGAGGAGUUGGAGAGCGGCCUCGCCGCGCAGAAGGAGUUGAGGGACCGGGAACGCUUGGUUUUCACGAAACUUCUCUGUUUACCCCUUUCAUUAUCUGAAGAGCAGUUACAUAAAAUGAAACAGGAGUUUCACUGCUGCUUUUCUCAGCUGGAUAGCAGUUUGGCCUUGCCCAAGAUAAGAACUAGGGUGUUACUUCAGAACUUUCAGUCGGACUGGAUCGAAGCCGAACUGCUCAAAUUGAAUCAGGCCUUAUCCGUACCUGAAGUACAGCAACAAUCCAAAAUGAAAAAGCAACGCUGCAAGACCAGAAGUAAGACAGAAGUUUUGAAACAGUUGGUGGAGGAUAAAAUUCACAUUUUUGAAGAACCGGUCUCAGAGGACAUAAUCGAGAAGGCUCACAGUGAAUUACUGCUUGAAAGAGGACGUCAAGUGAAGGCUCAGGAGAACAAACUAGGAGGAUACAUUGCAGCUUUACAGUUCCAGAAGGCUGAUAAGAAAUCAGAAACGUUUGAGAUUUAUACCACUCUCCUAAGCGUGCAGGGCCUGCUCUUGGAAGAACUGAGCAUGUCGGAAACACUGACAGAGUCAGCUUGCGCUCAGAUUUUAGAGUCACGUGGUUCCGAAAUUGAAGAACUUGACAGGAAGCUGGAAUCUGAGCUGGCUCAUAAAGAAUCCUCUCGACAACAGCAGGCCGUACUGAAUAGGCAGAGGUGGAUUUCCGACGGCCUGGGGCUUUUGAAGGAGGAUGGAGAAAUUGAUUCAGAAAGACAAAUGUCAGCCCUUUUAUGGCAGGCUUUAAAGAAGUGUCCGAGGCUGAUAGAGCUUUACAAUCAAAGUUUAAGAGAAGAACUGCAGAGCCUUGUUGUGUUUGAAGACCGGCUGGAAAGCCUAGAGAUGGAUGCUUUUUUAAACCUUUAUACUCAGGAUCUCCGGUUGGCGGCUUAUUUAUCCAAACUGACAGUGAUCCCUGAGGGGCUGCUGCCCCGACUCCUGAAUUUUCUGCUUCCUGCCAGUUCACAGAAUGAGCUCCUUCCUGUUCUGGAAUCCAUCAGGGAGAAAUAUUCAGAGGACGCUGCCGCGAGCGACAGCGACGGGGAGCAAACCGAAAGCGCUAGAAAACGGAAACAUCAGAGUUCGUGGCAGGCUUUAGAGAGCAAACUAAGACGGGAUCUGAUAAACAGAGGCUUAGACAUGGCCCUGGAUGCCGGUCGGAAGAAGGAAAGUAUUUUGAAGAAGAAACCACUUCCACCCAGGGCGAGACCGUCACCCUCCCGAAGAAACAGCCCGCCUAAACUUUCCAUGGAAGCUGUGAGCGAGCAAGAUUCAAUGAACUAUGCUGCUGUUGAAACAGAAGACGCAUUGGGAAAAGGGGAGAAAAUAUUCAUAUUCACUAAUCAAGAAGAUGCCGUCCGUCCUAUCCAAGCCUGCCCAAAGAAAAAGAAAAAGAAGAAUUUCCUGAAUUCGAAAAAGUCCACUUUGGUUACGAGUGGUAAAUCACUGGAGGGAAAUCUGGUUGGCAAAUCAGUGUAUUGCGGGAAGGAUGUUAACACGGUCGGGGAAUAACUAAACAGGGGUAAAUUUUACACAUAUAUAGUGUAUAUUGAAAUCUUUUUUGUAUAACUACACAGUAUAAGCUGCCAAUAUAAAAUGCCCUUGUAUACUUUGUGAGUCAGCUCCGUGGUUUGGCUUUCAACCUUGUGGGUUUGAUUUGAGGCAGGGAAUUUCACUGCUAUCAAUCAAGUAAUCAAUCAGUGGUAUUUAUUGAGCACUUACCGUGUGCAGAGCUGUUGGAAAAAUACAGUAGAGUUGGUAGACAAAAUCCCACCUCACAAGGGGCUUACAUUGCACAGAGGGAGACACAAGAAAAUAAAUUGUAGAUAGGGGAAAUGGUAAAUAAGAAGGAGAAAAAGUGUAAAGUAGAGCGUAAGGUGAGA